Messenger RNA from Psylliodes chrysocephalus, 1483 nucleotides. Lineage: Eukaryota; Metazoa; Arthropoda; Insecta; Coleoptera; Chrysomelidae. The record is from the annotation of a GenBank genome assembly.
AUUUUUUGUUUGCACAUUGCAUCGCUAGUCAUUUUCUUAAGUUUUCGAAGUAGAUUUUUGUAUUCGGCAUUCAAAUUAUUGAUUCGAGUGUUAUUAUAGUAAUAAAUAAAAAAUAUUUUUAUUGUGUCGUGUUAGAAUGAGAUAUCACGAUUUUGAAUAACAGGCACUUGAACAGCACAGAAUACUUUUUAGAUUGUUAUUCAUUUUAAUUCGAUGGUGACGAUGACUUCAAAAUAUAUUUUAAUUUUGUCGUUUGCUGCAUUUGCCAGUGUGGAUUGUUUGGAAAAUGGACUCGCUCGAACGCCUCCCAUGGGAUGGAUGCAUUGGCAAAGAUUUAGGUGUCUCAUAGAUUGCGAAAUUUAUCCAGACGAAUGCAUCAGUGACAAACUCUUUCGCACGAUGGCAGACCAUAUGGUGGACGACGGUUAUCUAGCUGCUGGUUACGAAUAUAUCAUGAUAGACGAUUGUUGGUCUGCCAAAGAAAGGGAUUCCAACGGUAGACUGCAGCCCGAUCCAGACAGGUUUCCUUAUGGAAUAAAAAAUUUGUCGGACUACAUCCACAGUAAAGGUCUGAAAUUUGGAAUGUACGCCGAUUACGGAACCAAAACCUGCGCCGGCUAUCCCGGAAGUAUCCUCCAUCUUGAACAAGACGCCAACACAUUCGCUGAAUGGGAAAUUGACUAUUUAAAAUUCGACGGAUGUUAUUCCGAUUGGCAAUUCGUCGAUGUGGGAUAUAUUCAAAUGAGUAAAUACUUGAACGCUACAGGACGUCCCAUUGUAUACUCCUGCAGUUGGCCAGCAUAUCAAGAACCAAACGAUAUGAAAUCAAAUUACACAAGUCUGGCUGAAGCUUGCAACCUUUGGAGGAACUGGGAUGACAUCGACGACGGCUGGGCCAAUGUCACAGGUAUAUUGGAUUGGUUCAGUGCUAACCAGGACCGUAUCGCUCCGUUUUCGGGUCCAGGACAUUGGAAUGACCCUGACAUGCUUAUUAUCGGCAACUACGGUCUGAGUUUCGAACAAAGCAAAGCCCAAAUGGCCAUCUGGGCGGUAAUGGCGGCUCCUCUAAUAAUGUCGGUUGAUUUGAGAACGAUCGAACCACAAUUCAGGGAUAUCCUUCAGAAUAAAGACGUAAUUGCUGUCAAUCAAGAUCCCUUGGGCGUAAUGGGAAGACUGGUUUUGAAGAGGAAUAACAUCGAUGUAUGGACAAAACCGUUGUUGGCUAAGAAAAAAGGUGGCCGAGCAUAUGCGAUAGGUAUAAUGAGUCGUAGAGUUGAUGGUUAUCCGUAUAGGCUGGGAUUUACUCUUAAAGAACUCAAUAUAACCAACACUAAAGGUUUUCACGUCAAAGACCUGUUCAAUAAAUCCCAGAAGUCAUAUUCAGUGUCUGAUAGCGAGACAAUCUUUUUAAGGGUCAAACCUACGGGUGGAAUAUUACUAUUUGUCACUCCAAAAUGACGAUUUUAUUGACUGUUUAUAAUUA